This is a messenger RNA of Notothenia coriiceps (black rockcod), 4818 nucleotides long. RefSeq names its product serine/threonine-protein phosphatase 4 regulatory subunit 3. Gene Ontology annotation, cellular component: nucleoplasm; protein phosphatase 4 complex. The record is from RefSeq and is a predicted model, not a curated record. Gene Ontology annotation, biological process: protein dephosphorylation; DNA damage response. The transcript has 14 exons. Gene Ontology annotation, molecular function: protein phosphatase activator activity. Bases 312 to 2315 code for a protein of 667 amino acids. NCBI's taxonomy places the organism in Eukaryota, Metazoa, Chordata, Actinopteri, Perciformes, Nototheniidae.
ACACAAGAUCGGAUUACAAGAUGGCGGUCUGUGGACGUUAGCAAGAAGGCCGUUAGAGUUGUUGUGUUCUCUGAUAAUUUUACUGUUUAACAAUAGGCCUCCCGUUAAGUUGUUUCACACCGUGAACGGAAUAUGUUUAUAAAAUAGCGACUGAUACAUUUCUCUCCUGUUGUGAAAUUCACUUAGACGUGCAUGUUGUGUAACAUGCGGGUGGAAACAAAGUUAACAGGUCGAGGGUAGAGAACACCAGACGGGGUGAGGUGAUAGCUUGUUAGCAUUCUGCUAGCCUGCUAGCUCCGACUCGGUUCACCAUGUCGGACACUCGGCGGCGAGUGAAAGUAUAUACGCUAAAUGAAGACCGUCAGUGGGACGAUCGGGGCACCGGACACGUUUCUUCUACGUUUGUUGAACGGCUAAAGGGAAUAUCAUUAUUAGUUCGGGCCGAAUCAGACGGAUCUCUACUAUUGGAGUCGAAGAUAAGCCCGAAUACUGCAUAUCAGAAACAACAGGACACACUGAUUGUCUGGUCGGAAGCUGACAAUUAUGACCUUGCCCUAAGUUUCCAGGAAAAGGCAGGCUGUGAUGAGAUAUGGGAGAAGAUCUGCCAGGUUCAAGGCAAGGACCCUGCCCUGGACAUUACCCAGGACCCCAUUGAUGAGUCUGAGGAGGAACGCUUUGAGGAGAUUCCAGAGACGAGCCACCUGGUUGAGCUCCCUCCUUGCGAGUUAAGCCGACUGGAGGAGAUCGCUGACCUGGUUACAUCUGUCCUCUCUUCACCCAUCAGGAGGGAAAAACUGGCCCUGGCCCUGAUGAGCGAAGGCUACAUCAAGAAACUCCUGGGUCUCUUCAGAGUAUGCGAGGACCUGGACAACAGGGAAGGCCUACAUCAUCUCUAUGAGAUUGUUCGGGGUGUCUUGUUCCUUAAUAAAGCGGCCCUAUUCGAGGUGAUGUUCUCUGAUGACUGUAUCAUGGAUGUGGUUGGAUGCCUUGAGUAUGACCCGGCGCUGGUUCAGCCUAAACGGCACCGGGAAUUCUUGACCAAGACGGCAAAGUUUAAAGAAGUGAUCCCGAUCACGGACUCUGAGCUGCGGCAGAAGAUCCACCAGACCUACCGGGUGCAGUACAUCCAGGACAUCAUCCUGCCCACGCCUUCUGUUUUUGAGGAGAACUUCCUGUCCACACUCACCUCCUUUAUCUUCUUCAACAAGGUGGAGAUUGUCAGUAUGUUGCAGGAGGACGAGAAGUUCCUUACAGAGGUGUUUGCACAGCUCACAGAUGAAGCCACAGAGGACAGUAAAAGGAGAGAGCUUGUGAACUUUGUCAAGGAAUUCUGCGCUUUUUCACAGACGUUGCAGCCACAAAACAGAGAUGCUUUCUUUAAAACUCUGGCAAAUCUAGGAAUUUUACCUGCUCUUGAAAUAGUCAUGGGAAUGGACGACCUGCAGGUGAGGGCAGCAGCUACAGACAUCUUCUCUUACCUGGUGGAAUUCAGCCCCUCCAUGGUCAGAGAGUUUGUCAUGCAGGAGCCUCAGCAGACGGACGACGAUGUCCUGCUGAUAAAUGUGGUGAUCAAGCAGAUGAUUUGUGACUCUGACCCAGAGUUGGGGGGGGCUGUCCAGCUCAUGGGUCUGCUCAGGACGCUCAUCGACCCCGAGAACAUGCUCGCUUCCACCAAUAAAACGGAGAAGACAGAGUUUCUGAGUUUCUUCUACAAGUACUGCAUGCACGUCCUCACCGCUCCUCUGCUGGCCAACACGGCACAUGACAAAAUCUCAAAAGAUCUGCAGGAGGGAUCAACUAAGAUCAACCCGGUCUGUCCAGGUGAGGAAUUUAACUCGACAGAGAACCACCCAACAGACAAAGCAUGUCCAGUCCACACAUAUGCUCGCAUCAAGGACGGUGGCUACAGGCCAUAUCGCAGAGAUGCACGGUCGAUGGACGAGGACGAGGAGUUGUUGUUCAACGACGACGACGAUGAUGAUGAAAGCGAGGCUGUGGAGAAGAGCCGGAUGGAGGAAGACUUCGCCGACAGCUACGGAAAGUACAUGGAAGCCAAAAAAGGAGCUGCCAACGGAGCUAAUGGUGCCAACAAUAACGGGAAAGCUGCUGUAAGCCCCCCCCCCGCCUCACAGGCCGUCACUCCAAACAACAGUCCAGCUUCCUCCGUCAAAACAGUUGCUCUUCCUGCCACACCAGUAGUGAAGACUGCUAUGGUUGGUUUGGUGGACUACCCAGAUGAUGAGGAUGAAGAGGAAGAAGAGGAGGAGGAGGAAGAAGAGCAGUCUCCAAGAAAGCGGCCCCGCCUGAGCUCUUAAGGCUAACGUUCCUCUGUUUGGUCGUAGCGGACGGACACAGAGUCCCUCCCCUCCUCCUCCUCUGGUCGUCUCAUUGGUCCUUGGCCUGCCUGUGCCACCUGUCCGUCUCGCUGAGGAGUCGGGCGAAGACGAGCUCCCACCUCACCCUGCCCUUCCUCAUCUCUGCUCCUCUUCUGUCCCUCGCGGAAGGGGAUGGACAACUUAUUUUCUCGAAAAGAAAAAGACAAAUCAGUCUGUUUCUUCAGCCUGUUGAUUUUACCUCUUCCUUUUACUCCUGUAGAAGAUCCCAAAAUCUCCUUUCUGAACUCACCCCCCCCCCUCUCACACUUCUUCUGCUCCCCCUGUUCUGACCUCUUCCUGAACAACUUUCUCCUCAUCCUCCAUCCAAACGUACCGACCAGAGAGCCUGCGGUGGACGUAUCGAUGCCAAGGCGGCUUCCAACUCUGCUCUGUUGCUAUAGCAACAGUAGCAAGGAAGCUGCGGUACUACCCCUCCCCCCCCCACAGGAGCCCUCACGUGUCCUCGAUCUGAACUCUCCCCUUCCAUCUUCCAACACCAAAAGCAAUGAGCUCCAGAGACAGAGAGGAAGCCAGUGUAUGAAUUUCCAGCAGCCAGUCAGGCUAGCAGGACGAGCCGUCAGAUAGAGCUUGACUGGCUGAGCCGUGAGUGCCGCCCUGCCACAGAACUCUUCAAUUCGGUCGGGAAAAAAAUGGUCUAUAAAGAAGGAAAAUGAUGUGUUGAGAGACGAAGGGGGGGGGGGUCCACAAAUGACAAAAUGUACCAGGGUGAAAACUCAGUGGUAAUGAGGCUUAGAUCCACAGGAGCAAGACUCAAACCUACAAAAGCCAUGGCGUCAGUUCGGCCAAGGCACACAAACACAACACACACAUGGCGUCUCACACACAUGACGACGUCUCACACACAGGACUGCGUCUCACACACAUGACGACGUCUCACACACAGGACUGCGUCUCACACACAGACGACGUCUCACACACAGGACUGCGUCUCACACACAGGACUGCGUUAGCCAGAAAUCCUGUAUUUCAUGACUUUGUUAAAGAUUACUGUACAGAUGUAUUUUUUUCUUUUUAAUCAUUUUUCCCUGAUCUAAUUUUCAUGGGGAGAGCGAUACCUGCCGACCUGUGUAUUUUUGUUGUUGUUGCACAAAAGGUGGGGUCACUGUUCACCCUUUUUAAGUCCAGUUCAUUUGAUUCAAUGUAAAAUGCAGAGAAGUUGAAAAUGCUGGUUUUAGAAAAACGUAUUAAAACUGCAGUCAAGUCAUUUUGCAGCCAACAAUUUGAGGAUGUCUGGGGUUUUGUAUUUUAGUGAAUCUAACAAUUUAGUGGCCUCAUUAAGAUGCACACAAAGCCCAGCCUUUGUUUUAAUUUGGUGACAAACCUGAGCUGUCGGUGUGCUUAGAGUAGAUUUAGUGCACACUCUUGUAUCAGGAGGUUCAAGACUUGGCACCCUUCUCUCUGACAGAUCUCAGGUUCAGAUUUAAUUUGCAUCAGACACACACAAAAAGCUCCCCUGCUCUGUGCACUCACUGUGACUCUGCUGGCUGGUGAAACAUCUUGCAAUUAUAACUGAAUGAAGAAUUCUCAUGAGCUACAAGGGGCUUUCAUUUCAAGUUUGACCCUAAAACAACUCUGCACAUCAAAAACAAGACGAAGGACAUUUCUUUAAUUCAAACUAUGAUCAGAUGUGUUUUUUUUUUAAUUAGUUAUGAUGAAAAUGAUUUAACCCAAUGGUUGAUGUGCAGUUUUAGAGUCGAACGGUGUUGUUCAAGUGGAGUAUUUCGGACAUUUUAUUGUCGGGUUGAAAACAUUUCCCCCUGGUCUCACCACAAGCACACUGAGAAGCAGAUGAAGGUAAUCGAUGUUAGCUAAAACCACCAGAUCACAGACUUAGAACUUCUGAGCAGGUAGGAGCACAAAGUGAAAUUAUUAUUAUUAUUAUUAUUAUUAUUGCCAAUGUGCUUUCAGGAGUUCAGCAGAACCCGAGCAGUCUGUAAGCGUCUCCCAACAAUAUGACUGUUUUUCUGCCCCUUGAUGAAUUUGUACCAAGUGCAUUUACUACCACUAUCCAUUCUUAACAUUUGUAUGACUUUAUUUGAUAAGUUUUGAAAUUAAAUGUGACCCUGACAUUGACCUUUUUGAAUCUGGCUUUGUUUUGAAUAAUUCACUGAUCUGGCAACUAGUCAUUUGUAAUUGAUUCUGAAUCAUUUCUUUUGGGUCCAGAUGGUUUGAAUUGAUAACUUGAUUCAGAAAUGUUAGGUUAUUGAAAUGAUUUCGUGGAUUUUAUGAAAAUCUUACAGCAACAUGUUUUGUACGAGGAAAAUUGUUCAAGCACAAUAUUUAGUACUCGUGAAGAUUUACAUGGCUCAGAGUAAAAGAGUACAUUAAAAGAUUAAUGUGAGAAAAGCUACCGACCAACUGAAAGUCGUUUUUAUACACAAAGUCUGGAUUCAAGCUUGUUUCUAUAAAAUGUGAUUUAUUA